UGCAGAUUCUGGUUUGACUGAAGAUGAGAGUGCUUCUUCUUUCGAGUAUAUUUCUCUCUAUUAGUACGAUAUUACUUUCAUCACUUGGCCUGUCCUGUCCAGUUACCGUACCAACUGUAUCCUACGUGUCCAGGUGUCCAUCUAAUGAAACAGAAUGGGAAUCAGCAGCACAACAAAAACAGUGCAACAAACUGGCAACACUGCAGAGUUGCACUGAGACUGAAAAGUUUGUAUACCAUUGUGUUUUGAACAAGGAUGGAACAAAAUAUUUAGAGGUCUGUGCUCCAUCCUGGUUUAUGUCAGGGUUUUGCGCAAGAUUCAGUGUAGCAGAAGGGAGAAUAAUUAAUGACCCAGGGUUGGACUGUACAAAAUUCUCCACACCGUGUCCUUCAAGAUUUCUGUCAAAUGAAUCCUUUAAAUAUCAAGGAUGCUAUGAUUAUCUUCAACAGUCUACACCAUCAAAAAUCAUUGAGAAGAAAACACCAGCUUCUGAAAGAGAAUCCGACAACAGUGCAUUGAUUGGCCUCCUGUGCUUUUUUGUGAUGACAACUCUUCUACUGCCCAUUAUUAUAGUCUUGGUAUUUAAAAGAAAAAAGUUUUUUGACUGGUGCAGAUCUAGACGGAAGGACACUGAGAAAUGUAAUGAUCAUACGCUGGAACCCGCCGAAGAAGACAAGGGAAAUACUGCAACGAAGGGAACUCCUCACAGAGCUGUUACAAUAGAAGAGGAAACAAAAGAGGAAACAAAAGAAGCAAAUCAAAUAACUUCCGAAAGAGCAGAUGAUGAUGAGGAAAAUGAUAAAAUGAUGAAUUUUAGGACGCUCUCUGGCUUGCAAGGAAGAUGCAGCGUAAAGAAUGUGACAGUCAUUUCUGAGCUUAGAGAUAAUUUAUCUAUAGCGCUCUCUGAAAAAAAGCAAAAUGUCUGGGUUGUGCAGGAAGAUAAAGGGAUUUUAUAUAAAGAUGAAACUCCGUUCACGGAGCUUGAAAACAGGAAGCAGAUUGAAGUAAUGAUUGGAAAUUCGGAAAGAUCAGUUGGAAGGAUAUGCGAAGGCAAAGAACCUAAACUUGAUGUAAUAUCAAACAGUACUGGAGCAUCUCAGAAAAGCAGAAUGAGUUGCAAACAUUUUACAGAGCCGGAGAAUCUGUUCAAUUACACCAAAGAAAAUAUACUUGGAGGCAACGCAGAAGUUAAAUGUCCUAAAUGUGAUGCAUUGUGGGAAAUGGUAGAGUUAGUGACAAAAUCUAACAUGUCACCAGACGAGCAGAUAUUUUUCGGGAAAGCAAUGUUCAUAAAUACACAGACAAAGAAACGUCUAACCCACCUAGUUCAUAAAGAAUUAUCUAUCCUUCUUAUACCGUCAUAUAUUUAAACUUCUUUUAAUGUAGUUUCCUUGUCAGCACACAUUAAUUGAGUAUUAAUCUCCUUUUAAGAAAAUUAAAGAACAUGCGGAUAUUCUGGGUAUCUAUUUUGCCGUGUCCAUACGUCAGUCUGUCUCUUUUUUAAUUCACGAAAAUUUUAAUAUUCUCCUGAAUUUUUGAUAGAGUGAAACUAUUGUUUUAUAUUUAACGUGAAUAUUCCUUGUGAACUUUCUAUCGGUAUCUAGAUAUUUGACCUAUUGCCCUUGACCUUGGAUUUGGGCACUCCUUUUGAACAAAGACUACAGAAAUUUUGCCUGGAUGAAACUUUUUAGUUCUAGAGUUUUUAGACUUUACACAACUGUUUUUUAUUUUGCCACGAUCUUUCCAUGAAUAUAGAUAUAUCUGAUAUUUUUACUUUAACCUAAGAAUUGCAAGAUCUUUUAAACAAUUGCUAUUAGGGUCUUUAUUUUUUCUGUGACAAUACCUUUCUUUUUAUACCAAUUAUGUGACUUUUUGACCUUGACCUACUUUUGAAAAAUAUUGCCCAUAUAUCUUAAGAGUUGGUGAUAAGAUUUUAAUAUUUUACUCUUGUAUAUCUUAAAACAUGGCAU
Molecule: messenger RNA, 1970 nt
Organism: Saccostrea cuccullata (small rock oyster)
Lineage: Eukaryota; Metazoa; Mollusca; Bivalvia; Ostreida; Ostreidae
Exons: 10
Coding region: 24-1370 (448 amino acids)
Source: RefSeq, a predicted model, not a curated record